UUUAUUCAUUUAUCCAUCAUCAUCAUCAUCAUCAUCAUCAUCAUCAUCAUCAUAUCUUAUCUAUUUAUCCACGUAUUUUCAUCUUAUUAUAUAUAUAUAUAUAUACAUUGUAGUAAAAUACUUAUUUCCUGUCAUCGUAUCAGUAGCAAUAAAACGCCACAACGAAAAUAUCAGUAUAUGCUCAAUACAUAUAGUCAUCACUUGUAAAAAUAAAUAAAUAAAUAAAUAUUAUGGAUGAAACACGGGUUGUUCAUAAUAAAAAACUUGAAUUGGAAUAUAUACGUUAUUUAUUUGAGCAACAAGUUGAAAAAGAUAAAAGUUAUGAAAAAAUUGAAAUAAUUGGUAUUGAUGAAGAACCUGGUUCAGGACGUGGUGAUAAUUAUACAUCAAUGUUAUAUAGACUUGGUAUUAAUGGUCGUAAGUGUUGUGAUGGAAAAUGGAUACCAUGGCAUACAUCAAUUAUUUAUAAAGUUUUACCAGAAUCAAAAGCACGACGUGAGGCAUUUAAAAGUGAAUUAUUAUUUCGUAAUGAAGUUGCAUUUUAUAAUCAUGUAUGGCCAGUUCUUGAAAAAUUACAAAAUAUUAAUAAUAAUAAUAAUAAUAAUAAUAAUAAUAAUAUAAUAUUUAAUGGUAUUCCAAAAAUUUAUGUUGCUAAAUCUGAUUUAAUUGUUAUGGAAGAUCUUCGUGAAAAAGGAUAUAUUAUGGCUGAUCGUAGAAAAGGUCUUGAGCUUGAUAAAUUAAAACUUGUAUUAAAAGCACUUGCUGGUUUUCAUGCUCUAAGUUUAACACUUGCUGAUACAAGACCAGAUAUAUUUAAUAAAUUGGCUGAUGAAAAUAAUAGUCAAGGAAUACGUGAAACAUUAUUUCGUAUUGAAAAUGAAGAAUGGUAUCGUAAUUAUUAUCGUGUUGCUGCUAAAAAUGCUAUAAAUAUGGUAACAGAAACAUUAUCAGCCAGUCAAAUAUAUCAACAAGAUAUUAUUGAUAAAUUACAAAAAUUUCUUCAUGAAGAUGUUUUUUUUCGUACAAUGUGUGAAUUGGCAUCAACAAGAGGUUCAUUAACUGUAUUUUGUCAUGGUGAUUGUUGGACAAAUAAUUUUUUAUUUUCAUCAAAUAAAUCAAUAAAUGAAAAUGAUGAAAAUAACAAAAAACAACAAGCUGUUUAUCUUGUUGAUUUUCAAUUAAUGCGUGUGGGAUCAGUGGCACUUGAUCUGACUAAUUUAUUAUAUUGCUGCACAUCAAGACAAGUUAGAAAAAAUCACAUGACAUCACUUUUACUUUAUUAUCAUUCUCAUUUAAUGGAUGCAUUGAAAAUACUUAAUCCAAAUAAUACAUCAAGAGAUUCUUCAACAACUUGGCAACUUUUAAAUGACGAAAUACGUAAAUGUGGACGUUUUGGAUUAGGCAUAGCUCUUGAUAUAUUACCAUGUAGCACAUGUGACAGUGAUAAUGCACCAGAUUUGUAUGAAAAUGCUUCAUCAAGUGGUGGUGGUGGUGGUGAUGCUAUUACAGAUAGCAAUGAAGAAAAUAAAAAUACUGAUGCACCACUACCUAUAAUUGGUGGUAUUGAGUGUGCCAAAAUGAUGACCGAUCUUGUUCUCGAAUUAAUUCACAAUAAUGCCCUUUGAUGCUAUAUUAUCAUAC
This is a messenger RNA of Aphidius gifuensis, 1641 nucleotides long. RefSeq lists its product as uncharacterized. NCBI's taxonomy places the organism in Eukaryota, Metazoa, Arthropoda, Insecta, Hymenoptera, Braconidae. Bases 231 to 1625 code for a protein of 464 amino acids. The record is from RefSeq and is a predicted model, not a curated record. The transcript has 4 exons.